Messenger RNA from Anopheles nili, 360 nucleotides. RefSeq lists its product as uncharacterized. Bases 1 to 360 code for a protein of 119 amino acids. The transcript has a single exon. The record is from RefSeq and is a predicted model, not a curated record. NCBI's taxonomy places the organism in Eukaryota, Metazoa, Arthropoda, Insecta, Diptera, Culicidae.
AUGUGCGACAGUGAGUGUGUUCCAGCCCCACCGGGGCCCACCAAUGGUUUGCCAGCGUUGGCACCGUGCGAUCCUGCGAACGGGAUCGUGGAGGCUAUCAACCCGGCCGUACAGCUGGCCACGUCCCUGUCGGCCCACUCGAUCCAGCAUGCAGUGGCACCGAUGCAACAGGAUGGACAGGCCACCGGUACCGGGGGUUCCGAGUACAUUUCAGCCCAGGAGCUGGAGCUCGAGAACCACUGGUUGCGGGAGAAGCUGAAGGAAAUCACAGCCGACCGGGAUCGGCUGCUGUGCGAGGUCGCCAACCUGCGUCUCGAGCUCGAUAUGGCCGAACUGAAGCGGCUUCCAGAACACAGGUGA